Heteronotia binoei (common prickly gecko) is the source of this 3977-nucleotide messenger RNA. It is a transcript of the gene TTC8, whose product is annotated as tetratricopeptide repeat domain 8. The transcript is spliced from 15 exons. Gene Ontology annotation, cellular component: BBSome; ciliary basal body; non-motile cilium. The coding region runs from base 209 to 1756 and encodes 515 amino acids. NCBI's taxonomy places the organism in Eukaryota, Metazoa, Chordata, Lepidosauria, Squamata, Gekkonidae. Gene Ontology annotation, molecular function: protein binding. Gene Ontology annotation, biological process: non-motile cilium assembly. The record is from RefSeq and is a predicted model, not a curated record.
CGCCAGCCAGUCCUUUUCCACGUAAGCUGCUUAAGGCGAGCAACACAGCUCUCGACGAAGUCUGCUUGCAGAUCUUUGUUUUUCUGUCAGGCAGUUGCUUAGGCGCCUAUGCCCGCGCGAGGACCUUUGCUGUUGUGUUGCUUGGCAAAGGGAAGCUUGCAGGCCGGGGUGGAGGUUCUGCGUUUUUCGGCCGGGGCCUUCUGCGCCGAUGGGGAUACCAAUGGACCCCCUGCUCCACGCCUGGAGUUACUUCAGGCGGAGGAAGUUCCAGCUGUGCUCGGAUCUCUGCUCCCAGUUACUGGAAAAAGAACGGGGCGACCAGGAAUCGGAUUCAGAGUUCACAGUAUUUCAGGCUGCUUGGUGUUUGAAAGUACGAGCCUUAACAGAAAUGGUUUAUGUGGAUGAAGUUGAUGUGGAUCAGGAAGGCAUUGCUGAAAUGAUGCUUGAUGAAAAUGCUAUUGCGCAAGUUGCACGUCCUGGUACUUCAUUGAAGCUCCCUGGAACCAGUCAGGGUGGAGGUCCCAGCCAAGCUGUCAGGCCAGUGACUCAGACAGGGAGACCCAUUACAGGAUUUGUGCGACCCAGCACCCAAAGUGGACGACCAGGUACUAUGGAACAGGCCAUAAAGACUCCAAGAACUGGUCACACUGCCCGUCCAAUGACCAGCGCUUCAGGGAGAUAUGUCAGGCUUGGAACGGCCUCUCUGCUCACAAAUCCUGAUGGCCCUUUUUUAAAUCUGGCUAAACUGAAUUUAAAUAAUUAUGCUCAAAAACCGAAGCUAGCAAAGGCAUUGUUUGAAUACAUUUUCCACCAUGAGAACGAUGUUAAGAACGCUAUAGAUCUGGCAGCAUACGCCACACAGCAUGCCCAAUUCAAGGACUGGUGGUGGAAAGUGCAAAUUGGGAAGUGUUAUUACAGGUUAGGAUUGUAUCGUGAAGCAGAAACACAGUUUAAAUCAGCUCUCAAACAGCAGGAUAUGGUAGAUACGAUACUGUAUUUGGCAAAAGUGUAUUCCCGCUUGGAUCAGCCUUUGACAGCUUUAAGUGUUUUCAAGCAAGGAUUAGAUCGGUUUCCUGGAGAAGUCUCCCUCCUUUGUGGUAUUGCCAGGAUCUAUGAGGAAAUGAACAACAUUUCCACAGCUGCAGAAUACUAUAAAGAUGUCUUAAAACAAGACAAUACACAUGUGGAAGCCAUUGCAUGCAUUGGAAGUAAUCAUUUCUAUUCAGACCAACCUGAGAUAGCAUUGCGGUUUUAUAGGCGGCUCCUGCAGAUGGGUGUUUAUAACUGCCAGCUGUUUAACAACCUGGCCCUGUGUUGCUUCUACGCCCAGCAGUAUGAUAUGAUCCUCAGCUCCUUUGAACGUGCACUUUCUCUGGCUGAAAAUGAGGAGGAGACAGCUGACGUUUGGUACAACCUGGGGCAUGUUGCAGUGGGAAUAGGGGAUACAAGCUUGGCUUUCCAGUGUUUCAAGCUGGCCUUGACAAACAACAAUGACCAUGCAGAAGCUUUCAACAACUUGGCUGUGCUGGAAAUGCAAAAAGGCCGCAUAGAGCAGGCAAGAAUGUUUCUGCAGACGGCAUCGUUGUUAGCACCUCAUAUGUACGAGCCACACUUCAAUAUUGCUGUGUUGUCCAACAAGAUUGGAGAUCUCCAGAGAAGUUACCUAUCUGCUCAGAAGUCCGAAGCAGCGUUUCCGGAACAUGUGGACACGCAGCAACUCAUCACGCAGUUAAAACAGCACUUUGCUAGGCUUUGAUGCCACACUUGGAAAAUGUCAUAAAUGGUUUUUCUUCGAAUCUGCUAAUUUAUACAGAUUUACAUAGGAAAAAAGUUAGUGGAGCAUCAGCUGUGCUGGCCAGAGGCAGGCUGAAGCUCUUUUAUUCCCUCCAGCUGGGGAAACGUUGCUUCCAUAAGCUAAAUUAGAGAGUCUUCUGCUUGGAUAUAUCCAGUGAUACUCAGUCUUGGCAGAGGGGUAUAGUAGGGUAGGGGACUUAUUUCUGGCCAUACUAGGUGAAACAGGAUAGGGUUUAUCCAAGUCAACUUGGAUAAAUGGGAACAUUUUCAAGAAUGAAGGAGUUAGAAUAGGGAACUCAACCAUGUUCGAGCAUAGUUAUUUGUAAUCAUUAAUUCACUGAUUUUUUUUUAAAAAGGAAGUGUUUUUCCUGUCAUUCACUGCCUGAUAAUAGUGAUGUGUUGAACAGCUUUGUCAUUUAAUGAAUUCAAAGGUGAAUUGUCAGAUGGUUCAACUCCAUGUUGCAGCAUAGUGGGCACUUUUCACACACAAUAAUGCACUUUCAGUCUACUUUGCAGCUGGAUUUUGUUGUGUGAAAUGGCAAAAUCCACUUGCGAAUGAUCACUAAAGUGCAUUGAAAAUGGAGCGAUUGAGAGUGCAAUAUUGAAUGUGCCCACUGGCAUGAAGCCCACAGUUUGGAAAGGCCUCGAUGAUGUAAGACACCAAAGGUGUGUGCAUUCAGUAGCUUUGAACUGGGAGAUGCAUGUGCAUACUUGCCCAUCCAGCCCUUAAAGUCUACACUGAUGUGCACCUUUAUCCCUUCAUAAGCAGUGCUGCUCCAGAGGCCAGCCUAGGCCAUGCAGUGAGAAUCCUGAUUGACAUCUACAAAACGAAACCUGUUUUGUUUUACGUGUACUUAAAGCAUAAGAACCAAGCAGAGAACAUGGAAGCUGGAUCUCAAUUCUGAAAGAGGAAGAAACCUAAGAAUUAUAGGAUGUGCAAAGAAGUGCUGUUGAAGCCUGGAUGAUUCCAUCAGAGUAGUUGCUUUUGAGCCUUUGACUAAAUACCUCUCUUCCUUGACAAAGGUUAGGAACUUACAGAAGUUAGGAAGUAAGCAGGCUGUGGCUUCCAUUGCUUAGGUUUAAGAAGUCUGAAGAUAAAGACAUUUCAGUAUUUUAAAUAUUUUGGACAGCUGAAAGUUCUAAAAGGUUGCUGGAUGCUAUAGUUUCCUCCGUCACCUACACAAGCAGUUUCUGGAAUUUUUCUUAGAAUGGCAGCCAUUGAAUGAUCUCCCCCCACCAAACUCUUAGGGUGACUGUCCCAUCAAUUAGGCUCAUUCAAUUGAACUAGGCCACAGAUCACAUCAUUUUAUGCAAAAUCAUUUCCCUACAUUUGCUUAGUGUUUUGGAUGAGGAAAUAACAUCUGUGCAUCGGAAAAAAUUCCAUAGAAGAAUCGGGUAAUUAAAAACCCAGUGAGAUGAGAAAAUGGGUGGAAGAACCCUAAGAUGUUUUGGAUAGUACUGGUGGCUCUGUCUUCCUUUUUAAAAAACCAAUAAAUGUUCCAAUGCAAGCAUUUGGAGACAUUCCGAGGGAAAAAAAUGUGGCUAUAGUUGACAGACUAAUGCUAGAGAUGAAGAACAGGCCUGUUAAAAGUAAUGGACAGACUACUGAAAGUGUACUUUGGUUUUAAAGGAACAUAACUCUGAAGAAAAUGUCCCAUUUUACUGCAAGUGUAUGAAAUGCCUGUUUAAAUAGUAAUGCCUCAUAGAGUUGAUUGUUCCAGCAGGAUUAGCAGAUUGCCACCUGGAGAAUUUACUUCUUUACCAUACCAGGAGAGGUCAGCACCACUAUGUUUCCCAAUGAUUUCCUUCCUGGGGCCCAGCUGCUUACCCUUCCUUCACCCCACCCCAUCUACUGACAAAAGUGGGACUUUCAUUCUGUCCCCAAUGAGACGUGAAGGGAGAAUGAAUGACAAAAAACAGGGCAGAAGGUACUGGCAGUAGUUGUUCUCACUGUGUGCGUAGGUUCUCUGACUUGCAGAUGAGGAGCCCCAUCAGGUUCAUUUGUACAGACAGCGAGGGACAUUUUCACAUCGCUUCAGGUUUAGUACAAACUGCUUCAGAAUAAUUUAAUACAUUUCAGGCUUCUGUUAACAACUUCAUUCAAACAUAACUUGCUUGUGCAGCUAUUAUGUAUACCUGGAUUUUUAAGGCAAUUUAUAAUAAAUUAUCGUGUAUAAUCACUA